Messenger RNA from Penicillium pulvis, 1551 nucleotides. RefSeq names its product putative MFS drug efflux transporter. The transcript has 2 exons. The coding region runs from base 1 to 1551 and encodes 516 amino acids. Lineage: Eukaryota; Fungi; Ascomycota; Eurotiomycetes; Eurotiales; Aspergillaceae. Gene Ontology annotation, molecular function: transmembrane transporter activity. The record is from RefSeq and is a predicted model, not a curated record. Gene Ontology annotation, biological process: transmembrane transport.
AUGGAGAACCAUAGUGACAUAUCCUCGAGCGACAUCGAGAAAACACUCAACAGCGUCGAUAUCACAGCUGGUGAAAAUCCAGCCGAGUCUCCUCCGCGCGACAUUCAGGGAUGGAAAUGGAUUGCUGUCGUGUUGGCGAUCCUGAGCUCGACCUUCCUCUUCGCACUGGACAACACCAUCACUGCAAACAUCCAGGCUGAUAUCGUCCGAGACUUUGAAGCUGUCAAUAAGCUAUCAUGGAUCAGUGUUGGCGUCGCAAUCUUCGAGAUCGGAUCUGCGGUUUGCGGCUCGGCACCUAAUAUGGAUGCCCUCAUUGUUGGUCGCGUGCUUUGUGGUAUCGGUGGAUCUGGACUAUACUGUGGUGUCAUCACACUUUUGGCAGCCACCACCACACUACAAGAGCGGCCAAUGUAUGUAGCCAGCACCGGUAUGACUUGGGGUCUCGGCAUGGUCCUCGGCCCAAUUGUGGGAGGAGGUUUCAGCCAAAGCUCUGUUGGCUGGCGCUGGGCUUUUUACAUCAACUUGUUGAUUGGAGCGGCCUGUGCACCGGUCUACCUCUUUCUCAUCCCCAAUAUCGAUCCCCGGAAGGGAGCUCCUCUCGCUGCCCGAGUCCGAGAGAUCGAUUGGCUGGGAAGCAUUCUCAACCUUGGUGCUUUCUUGUCUGGUGUCAUGGCUAUCUCAUUUGGUGGCUUGACCUGGGCCUGGGGGAGCGGGAACAUCAUCGGCUUGUUCGUCUGCUCAGGUGUGCUGUUCAUUUUGCUUGGGCUCCAGCAGGCCUUCACUAUUGGUACCACCGUUACCCGACGGAUUGUGCCUUUAGAGUUUUUCAAGUCGCGAACGAUGCUUAUCCUCUUUGCCUGCACAUCCGCAGCCGGUACAGCUUGUUUCGUCCCCGUCUACUUUGUUCCACUCUUCUUCCAGUUCACCCGGGGCGAUGGUGCGCUUGACGCCGGUGUUCGGCUACUGCCUUUCAUCAUUCCUUGCAUCUUCAUGAUCUGUGUCAAUGGCGGCGUUAUGUCUGCAUAUGGUUUAUAUAUGCCGUGGUACACCAUUGGAGGCGCUCUCGUGCUUAUCGGUGGCGCCCUUUUCUAUACCGUUGGUGUUGAUACAAGCGCUGCCCAUAUCUACGGAUACGGCAUCAUUACCGGCUUUGGCACUGGAAUGUAUCUCCAAGCUUCGUUCUCGGUUGCUCAAGCUUCUGUCUCCCUUGAUAUGGUGGCUAGUGCAUCGGGAUUCAUCACCUGUGCCCAGGUUGUUGGCACUACUAUCGCUUUGGCUAUCGCCAACAGCGUUUUCUUAAAUGAGUCGCAGAGGAGCAUUACCCACCUUCUGCCAAAUAUAUCCAUUGAGGAAGUCGAGGCUGUGAUCUCGGGUACAUCGACCCUUCUCUCAUCUUUGUCCGCCGUGGAGAAAGUCAAGGUUGAAUCGGCUAUUGUGGACGCUAUGAGCACGACAUACAUCCUCGUUAUUGUUGCUGGUGCCUUGACUCUACUGCUUGGUCUGUCGAUGAAGCGGGAACGUCUAUUUUUACAGCCCGCUGCUGCUGCAUAG